UCUGCAGGGUGUCCUCCACCACUGCCUGUGCCUUUAAGGACUGCUGCCCUGAGCCAAGCUCUUGACCUCAGCAUCCUCAGCUGAGUUGGAUUAAGGGACCCUUUCAUGCCUUUGCGAAUUCCUUCUGCCUGCAUCCUUCCCCCACACAGAGACCGAGUAGCCAGUAGCCUGAACCGGUCCGCCAAGGGCCGUCUGAAAGUCAGUCUAGUCUGGCAGCCCUUCCCCCAAGGGAGCAGAGGCUGCCCCUUGAUAGGCAGUUUCGGAUCAGGGAGUGGGCCCUUGGCGGUCUUGGGCUAUCACAGGGACUCCAGGAAAGCCAUGCAGAGCCUUGAGCCAUGAAGGAAUGCUCAGAUAUCAUCCUCUGUGCGGAGGCGACAGAGCUGAGCAAGACUGAGUUCUGCAAUCCUGCUUUUGAGCCUGAAUCAGGGCCUCCCCCACCGGCCUUCCGGGAGGAUGCCAGCUGCAGCGUCCCGGCUCCCUGGCAUGGUCGGCGGCCCCGAGGGCUGCAGCCAGAUUGUCACUUCUCCUGGCUCUGUGUCUUCCUGCUGGCCAGCCUCCUGCUCCUGCUGCUCGGGCUUCUGGUGGCCAUCAUUCUAGCCCAGCUGCAGACUACACCCCUGCCUGGGGCCUCCUAUCACCCACUGCCCACCCAAGGCUUCACCACCACCACCACCACCCCUACCGCUCCCACCCCCUCUCCAGCAACAGGGAACCCUAAAGGACAGCUGAAGGAGGCAGGCAUGAGCCCCUCACCGCAGUCCUCCUGUGGGGGCCUCCUCCCUGGCCCAAGGGGCUUCUUCAGCAGCCCCAACUACCCAGACCCUUACCCACCCAACGCCCACUGCGUGUGGCAUAUCCAGGUGGCCGCGGGCCAUGCAGUACAACUCAAGAUUGAAGCGCUCAGCAUGGAAAGCGUGGCCUCCUGUCUUUUCGAUCGUUUGGAAAUCUCCCCUGAGCCUGAGGGCCCCCUCCUCAGAGUGUGUGGGAAGGUGCCUCCCCCUACACUCAACACCAACGCCAGCCGCCUCCGGGUGGCCUUCGUCUCUGACAGCAGCGUGGAAGGAUCUGGUUUCCAUGCCUGGUACCAGGCCGUGACCCCCGGGAACGGGAACUGUGCUCAUGACGAGUUCCCCUGUGACCAGCUCGUCUGCCUGCUACCUGACUCAAUGUGUGACGGUUUUGCCAACUGUGCUGACGGCAGCGAUGAGGCCAACUGCAGCACCAAGCUCUUGGGGUGUGGGGGGAAUCUGACUGGGCUCCAGGGCACUUUCUCUGCUCCCAGCUACCUGCAGAGGUACCCUCACCAACAGCUUUGCACCUGGCAUAUCUCGGUGCCUGCGGGACGUGGCGUGGAAUUGCAGCUGUACAACUUCAGCCUAGAAGCUCAGGACGAGUGCGAGCUGGACUACGUGGCGGUGUAUGAGACCAGCACCUCAGGGGCCCUGGGCCUCCUGGGCAGGUUCUGUGGAGCGGAGCCACCACCUCGCCUCAUCUCCUCCAGCCACCAGCUGGUGGUGCUCUUUAGGACAGACCGUGGCAUCAGCAGUGGGGGCUUCUCUGCCACCUACAGGGCCCUCAAUGCCACAGAGAAUCCCUGUGGGCCCGGAGAGUUCUCCUGCCGCGAUGGAGGGUGUAAGAGUCCGCAGUGGAUGUGUGACACGUGGAGAGACUGCACAGAUAGCAGCAAUGGCAACUGCAGCAGCCCCUUGCUCCCGCCCCCAGAGCUGGCCUGUGAACCCGUCCAGGUGGAGAUGUGCAUCGGCCUGAGCUACAACGCCACAGCCUUCCCUAACAUCUGGGUGGGCAUGGCCACCCAGGAGGAAGUGAUGGAGGUCCUCAGAAGUUACAAGAGCCUGACAAGUCUACCCUGUUACCAGAACUUCCGGAGGCUCCUCUGUGGGCUGCUUGUGCCCCAUUGCACCCCCACAGGCAGCGUCCUUCCCCCUUGCCGCUCUGUCUGCCAGGAGGCAGAGCUCCAGUGCCAGUCCGGCCUGGCUCUACUGGGCACCCCCUGGCCUUUCAACUGCAACAGGCUGCCUGAGGCGGCUGGCCUGGAGGCUUGUGCCCAGCCCUGACCCUGAAGCAGGCACCUGCCCUCUGCCUGCCCAUCCACCUUUGCCUAUCAGGGCGGGCAGGCAGGGGACUCUGCCCAUCCUCUCUGGAGCCUCCCAGGGAGGGGAAGAGGAGUCCCCAGAGGGGCUGAUGGAAGCUUCCCUGUCCCUUUACUUGCCCCAGCUCCACACCAUGCCAUUGACAGUGAGGACUGCUUCCCACCCAAGCCUCUGACCCCCAUUUCCUAUCUUCUGCCCUCCCCUCGCCACCUCCUUUUUCAGGUUCUCCAUCACCUGCCUUUUGACUUUUGUCAUUUAUUCAACAAAAAUGUAUUGAGUGCCUAGGAAUUGUGGCAGGCCCUGCUCUGAGUCCUGGGGAUCCGGUUGUCCGUCUGCCUCUAGAACUCUCCAACCUGGGUUCUCAGCUUCUAUUUCCCCUGGACUAGUCUGGUCCUUGGUCUCCAUCACCGCACCACCUCUCCUUCGGCUCCUUGGAGCAGUGGGUGUCCUGAGUGUCUGUCUCACACAGCUCUGCCUCUCUGUGCCCAGCUAAGACUCUCUCCCCCUCCUUUCUCUCCCAAACCUUGGCCAGCGGCCGGGCGACACCACGAGUUAUUUCCCUGCUAUUUCCCGGCUCGGAGUUCUUGGCCCCUGAACAACUGGUUUCCUCUUGGAGUCUGGGAGGAGCAGAGCGGAGCCGGCAGGGAGCGAACCGGGACCAGGGGGGCGAAGAGGGCAGGGGACGCCUGGCAGGGGAGAAGCGCGGGGGCGGGACAGGGGUCAGCUGGAGGGUCCGGAGAAGCGAGCGAGCGCCCCGAAGGAGGCCCCGGGAGCCGG
Molecule: messenger RNA, 2888 nt
Organism: Leopardus geoffroyi (Geoffroy's cat)
Lineage: Eukaryota; Metazoa; Chordata; Mammalia; Carnivora; Felidae
Gene: MFRP
Product: membrane frizzled-related protein
Exons: 13
Coding region: 336-2075 (579 amino acids)
Molecular function (GO): protein binding
Source: RefSeq, a predicted model, not a curated record